UCUUCUUUCAGAUAAAGAUUCAUUAAUACAUAGAAGAGGCCUCCUGCAACCUCCUAAUUCCCUGAAGAUUAACGUUUAUCAUGCUGAGAUUCGGACAGCACCUCAUCAAGCCCUCCAUGGUCUUCCUGAAGACUGAGCUCUCCUUUGCUCUUGUGAACCGGAAGCCGGUGGUCCCAGGGCAUGUCCUUGUUUGUCCUCUGCGGCCGGUGGAGCGUUUCCGUGACUUGAGUCCUGAGGAAGUGGCCGAUUUAUUUCGUAUGGCGCAAAGGGUUGGCAAUGUGGUGGAGAAACACUUCUGCGGCACCUCGCUCACCAUUUCAAUUCAGGAUGGCCCCGAAGCCGGACAAACGGUGAAGCAUGUUCAUGUCCAUGUCCUUCCAAGGAGGGCCGGAGACUUCAGCAGGUUUUUUGAUGUCUACAAGGAGUUGCAGCAACAUGACAAAGAGGAUUCCCCUGACAAGUGGAGGACAGAAGAAGAAAUGGCAGCUGAAGCAGCAAUUCUGAAGAAGUAUUUUGGGGAAAAUUAAAGGUAACAAAGCGUUUGAAAAACAUUCCGUGACAUAAGAAACUCCUCAGAAAGAAAGACUUCAUUCUCCAGUUCUCAGUGGCCCUGGAGCUGCAGCUGAACAAUUUUAUGAUGUUCUACAAAUAUGGGAUUCUUCCACAAAAAAUUUUAGUGGACCUUUGGAUGACAUCGAGGUUGAAUUUCAGCUAAGACAACUAACAGCACUGAUUCAAAAUAAUGCUCUGAGUAGUAACUCAUAUUUUUCUGAAUUGUGCACUUAGGAACAAAUCUUUUUAAAUUGUCCCUUGGCCUAAAUUGAAAUAAAGCGCUAGCAAAAUCAGGUA
Messenger RNA from Pygoscelis adeliae (Adelie penguin), 849 nucleotides. RefSeq names its product fragile histidine triad (gene FHIT). Gene Ontology annotation, cellular component: plasma membrane; nucleus; cytoplasm. NCBI's taxonomy places the organism in Eukaryota, Metazoa, Chordata, Aves, Sphenisciformes, Spheniscidae. Gene Ontology annotation, molecular function: ubiquitin protein ligase binding; bis(5'-adenosyl)-triphosphatase activity. Gene Ontology annotation, biological process: purine nucleotide metabolic process; diadenosine triphosphate catabolic process; negative regulation of proteasomal ubiquitin-dependent protein catabolic process. The record is from RefSeq and is a predicted model, not a curated record. The coding region runs from base 81 to 527 and encodes 148 amino acids. The transcript has 7 exons.